Cyclopterus lumpus (lumpfish) is the source of this 1670-nucleotide messenger RNA. Its product is annotated as potassium voltage-gated channel subfamily S member 2. Gene Ontology annotation, biological process: protein homooligomerization; potassium ion transmembrane transport; regulation of delayed rectifier potassium channel activity. Lineage: Eukaryota; Metazoa; Chordata; Actinopteri; Perciformes; Cyclopteridae. The transcript is spliced from 10 exons. Gene Ontology annotation, cellular component: membrane; voltage-gated potassium channel complex. The coding region runs from base 91 to 1590 and encodes 499 amino acids. The record is from RefSeq and is a predicted model, not a curated record. Gene Ontology annotation, molecular function: delayed rectifier potassium channel activity; protein binding.
GUCUCCUCGCGUCUCCCCUCCGGGUUCAGGAGGAACUCUUGACGCUGAUCCGGUGAUGAAGGAGCGUCGUGAUCAAACUCACAGGCAGCCAUGGUGAAGGAGCGUCUGCCCAGCUGGGCCCGGCGGGACCCCGACGGGGGUCUGGUCCACGUGAACGUCGGCGGCCUGAAGAGGAGCCUCUGCUCCAGCACGCUGAAGAAAUUCCCAGACACCCGACUGGGAAAGCUGCUGUCAUGUGACUCGGAGGAGGCCAUCCUGCAGGUGUGCGACGACUACGACGUGCAGCAGGAGGAGUUUUACUUUGACAGGAAUCCGGGUCUGUUCCCGUACGUGCUCCACUUCUACCAGACGGGGAAGCUGCACAUCAUGGACGAGCUGUGCGUCUUCUCCUUCAGCCAGGAGAUGGAGUACUGGGGCAUCAACGAGUUCUUCCUGGACAGCUGCUGCAGCUUCCGCUACCACGACCGCAAGCUGGAGAGCAGCCGGCGGCGCAGCUGGGACGACGAGAGCGACGUCAGCAGCGUGGACACGUCGGUGGACGAGAUCUCGGACCUGAACAGGGACAUGCUCCUCUUCCAGGCCGUCCCCUGCGGCGGGGCCAGGAAGUGCCUCUGGCUGACGCUGGAGAACCCGGGCUACUCCGUCCCCAGCAAGCUGUUCAGCCUGCUCUCCAUCGGGGUGGUGCUCACCUCCAUCGCCAUCGUGUGCAUCAGCAGCCUGCCGGAGUACCAGACGUUUGACGAUGAAGGGAAGGUGAUGGAGGACCCCACCAUGCAAGCUCUGGAGGUCUUCUGCACCUCCUGGUUUACCUUCGAGGUGAUGGCGCGGCUGCUGCUCGCUCCGAACAAGAGGAAGUUCUUCCUCCAGCCGCUGAACAUCAUCGACUUGGUGUCCGUGGGUCCGAUCUACAUCACUGUGACCUCUGACAUCACACUGGGACCAGAGUCUGAACUGGGAGCGCUGGGACGGCUCAUACAGGUGUUCAGGUUGAUGAGGGUCUUCAGGGUUCUGAAGUUGGCCCGACACUCGACAGGUCUCCGGUCUCUGGGAGCGACUCUCCGGCACAGCUACAGGGAGGUCGGCAUCCUGCUGCUCUACCUGGCCGUGGGCGUGUCCGUCUUCUCCGGGAUCGCCUACACCGCCGAGUACGAGGAGGGCGUGGGUCUGGACACCAUCCCGGCCUGCUGGUGGUGGGGGACGGUCAGCAUGACCACGGUGGGCUACGGGGACGUGGUGCCCGUCACCGUGGCCGGGAAGCUGGCGGCCAGCGGCUGCAUUCUGGGCGGCACCCUGGUGGUGGCGCUGCCCAUCACCAUCAUCUUCAACAAGUUCUCCCACUUCUACCGGAGGCAGAAAGCUCUGGAGGCGUCGGUGAGGAACAACCACCGCAGGAAGAUGAAGAUGAGCUGCGAGAACGAGCCCGAGGAGGACCGGGAGGACCACGAGGACAGCCGGUGUCUGGACGACGACGACGACACCGACGACAUGGAGGACGAUAUCGAGGACGAGGACGACGGCGGCGUCGUCAACUACAGCUACGUGGACCAUCCGUCCUCCUCGUCCAUGCUGAGGAGGAUCAUUCAUGACUGAGGAACCGAUCAGGAGCUUCCAGGAGACUCACGAUACAGGAAGUGACAUCUUAUGCACGCGAAUAAAAAGUACCAUGAAGA